UAUGACAAGUACUUGGAGACCGGAAAUUGCUCGGCUUUACAUAUACGUGCCAUAGACAUGGGGUUAUUAAAUCAGGCGAUUUUUGGAAUGUGUGCUAUAUUAACGUAUACAUAUAUUAUUAAAUGGACAGCCUCUAAUUUACCAACGAAUUUCGGAGGGAGUUGGGAGCCAGAAUUUCAAGACGUGGUUGACGUUUUCAGGAAAAAUGUCGAAAGCGGGAAGGAAAAGGGUGGAGCUUUCGCUGUUUAUUACAAGGGCAGGCCUGUGAUUGACGUGUGGGGCGGGUACGCAGACGCAGAGAGUUAUCGCCCUUGGACAGAGAAUACUACCACGAUGGCCUUCUCGUGCACAAAGGGAGUCGCCGCCAUCUUACUUGUAAAAAUGAUGGAGCUAGGAAUCAUCAGCUCCAAAUCGCUAGUGAAGGACUACUGGCCCGAGUUUGCGGUCAACGGGAAGGACAACAUCACCGUAGAGAUGCUGAUAAGUCAUCAGGCCGGACUUAUAUACUUGGAUACACCGCUGUCUCUCCGAGAGUACCUUACGGACAGGGAGAAAUGGUCGAGGACUCUGGCAGAUCAAUCGCCAGCCUGGCCACCUGGAGCGCAGUUUGGCUACCAUGCGUUGACCUUCGGACUGUACGUGGACGAGUUAAUACAGAGAACAGACCCUAAUCACAGAGACACUGCAACGAUCUUUCAGGAUCUGAUAGCAAAACCUUUCGGUAUAGAUUUCGGUAUGAACACACCUCUGUGCGAGUUUGCUCGCUCGGCAAGACUGGUGACCAAAACGUACCUUCAGUUGCUUAUCGACUCGCUCAGUUUCCCUCGAUAUCUCGUGCCCUUCUUCCAGAUUGUAGCCCAGCCCAAGUCAGUUAUGGCGAAAUCUGUAGUGUCUAUAGUAGAAUACGCUCAGGAUUUAGCAAAGUUAAACAAUCCUCUAUUACGCGAGAUCACCGUAUCGUCUGCAUCCGGGACAGGAACGGCUCGUGGAUUAGCCCGCCUUUACGGAAUAUUGGCCAAUGGCGGAUCGGUGGACGGAGAUUUGUUGCUGUCACGUGACAGCAUCAAAUAUUUAGCCACACCUAUAAUAUUUGGCAAAGACUCAGUGUUUUUAACUGGAGAGGACACGAGCUUUGGACCUGGAACACUUUAUAGAAAGAACCCAAAAGGCCAAGACGCCGUGGGCCACACCGGUCACGGAGGUCAGGUUGCUAAUUGGUGAUGAGGCGAACGCACUGGGUAUCGCCUACCUGACCAAUCAUCUGUCAAUCAACGGCAUUGGAGAUGACCCGAGAUACGUUGAACUUGAGAACGCCCUAUAUCGGGUGAUUGACAGAUUGCAGACGCGGACUUGAUCAAGAGUUAUCGAAAUCAUUGACUAUAUUGAUCGACGUCUACAAUAAAAUGGAUCUAAAACUCCAUUGACUUGAUUAACCAUGUGUCCCCAUCCCCACACCCACUUAAUAUUGAUAUAUUUCAAGAUCACGUUCUACAUGUAAUGUAACAAUUACACGUGUAAUAAACUAAGAAAUUAAAACAAUGCUUACAAUUACAUAUGACAUGAAUGUUGAUGUUUGAAAUACUUUUUUUUAUUCGCCACAUACAUGCACUCGAUGUAAAAAUGGAUUUUGUUAGACGGUUAUGAUUUUAGCCAAAAAACAUGUUUACAAUGUGAUAAGAACUAUGUUUUUAAUUGUCGAUAGUAAACGAGAACGAACAAUGACGUGUUUGUUCGAACAGAUAUUUCAUUUCAUCUGAAUAAACAGAUAAGACUUCUCUAA
Molecule: messenger RNA, 1780 nt
Organism: Dreissena polymorpha
Lineage: Eukaryota; Metazoa; Mollusca; Bivalvia; Myida; Dreissenidae
Product: beta-lactamase domain-containing protein 2-like
Exons: 9
Coding region: 58-1221 (387 amino acids)
Source: RefSeq, a predicted model, not a curated record